This is a messenger RNA of Drosophila hydei, 1884 nucleotides long. RefSeq names its product putative phosphatidate phosphatase. The record is from RefSeq and is a predicted model, not a curated record. Gene Ontology annotation, biological process: phospholipid metabolic process; signal transduction; phospholipid dephosphorylation. The transcript has 6 exons. The coding region runs from base 603 to 1751 and encodes 382 amino acids. Lineage: Eukaryota; Metazoa; Arthropoda; Insecta; Diptera; Drosophilidae. Gene Ontology annotation, molecular function: phosphatidate phosphatase activity.
UCGCUGCGCGCUCAGUUCUCUGGGCAUUGUCGAGCGCUGCGGUCGCUUAUUUUUCUCGAUCGCUUCAGUUAAAUCUUUGUCUUUGCAUUCUUUGCGUUUUCGUCGCUGACGGCGCUGCGCAUGCGAAAGAAUAACGCGCAAGUAGUAAACUAAAAUAACGGAAUAUAAGAAACAACAAUAAUAAUUAUGGCUAUUUAAGCAACCUCGACGAAGUGCGAAUUCAAGUGCAAAUAAUUUUAAAAUGAAGAAAAAAAUAACUUAAAAAGUUGUCCAUGUUUUGUGCGUUGCCAGCAGAAUUGAAGCAACAUUUCGCAAUUUCCGAGUGAAACGGCUCUUCUGACCGACAAAAAAGUCAGAUUUUUUGUUUAUUUUACAUUAUUGAUCGGCGGGUUUCUCAUUUACGCAACGCCGACGCUUAUCACCAAGCCAAGCCAGAAAGGCAACGUUCCUGCCUUUCUCAAUAGCCAAAUCAGCCAAAGUAAAUAGCAUUCGAAGCGAGUCCAUUAGCGUAUGCCCAAAUAUUUGAGGCUCUCCUUCUCGCUGUGCUGAUAACGAUGCCCACACACAUUGCCAGCAAGGUGCACUAGAGCCACACCCACACAAUGAGCAGCCUUCGGCCCGCUAGUGUCUGCGAUACGACGCCGCUGCAGCGUUUUGAGAGCCAGAGCAGCAGCGGCGAGGAGCCGUCCUCGCCAACAGCGGCGAGCAUUGUAGCAGCCGCCGCCGCCGCUGCCGCCGCCGCUUCAGCUGCGUCCACUUCCAAUUCUCACCAACUCCAACUCCAGCUUCAACACCAACACCCACUGCAGCAACAGGAGCAGCUCCACAACAACAAUAAUAAUAUUAACGACAAUGUAAAAGUUGAUUUGCAGCUGCCACCGUUUGUGGGGGUUACAGCGGACGCAAUGCGUCUAGCGAAUGGACAUUCAGCAAAUGGCGCCAAGCAGCGCCGCCGUGGAACAGCUCAAAUCUUUGGACGCGUUGCAGUGGACGUGAGUCUGCUUUUCUGCCUUGGCUUCACCAUGUUCGGCUUAUCGUUGUACGUUGAGCCGCAUAAGCGUGGUUUCUUCUGCAACGAUCUCUCUUUGAGGCAUCCUUAUAAGGAAUCCACCAUACGUAGUUGGAUGCUGUAUCUGAUGUGUGUAUUGCUGCCCGUUGCUAUGAUUUUGCUGGUUGAAUUUUAUAGGGCGCAGGACUGGUCGAGGCAUCAUAAUCAGCCGGGCAGUGGCUACUAUUUGUGCCACAUGGAGCUCCCACACUGGGCGGUGGACAGCUAUCGUAUGAUUAGCACCUUGUUUUUUGGUCUGGCAGUCGAGCAGAUGACAACGGACUUGGCCAAAUAUACCAUUGGACGAUUGCGACCUCAUUUCUUUACCCUCUGUAAGCCUAUGCUACUCGAUGGGACGACUUGCGCCGAUUACGUCAAUGAAGGCCGCUACAUUGAGGAGUACACUUGCACGGCUAAAGAUAUAAGUGUGAAGCAAUUCAAGAAUAUGCAUCUCUCUUUUCCUAGUGGCCAUUCAAGCUUUGUAUUCUUCUCCAUGAUCUACUUGGCGAUCUAUUUGCAGCGUCGCGUGAACUGCUCGCGCCUUCGAAUGCUGCGACACCUGUUGCAAUUCCUCUUGGUAAUGUUCGCCUGGUAUACGGCUCUGACGCGUGUCUCCGACUACAAACACCAUUGGUCAGAUGUCUUAGCUGGCAGCGCGAUAGGCAUUGUCUAUGCUUUUCUAGUGACAUCGAAUUUUUGGUAACCUGACAAAAUCGAACCGAGUUCAAACCCCAAUCAAUUGGCUUUUAAAUUUUACGUUCAUGGAUUGCCUUCGUCUCUACGUAUGUGUGCAACUCUAUUUAUAACUGUUUCUGCGAAUAUGGUGCAUAUAUAUG